This is a messenger RNA of Pecten maximus, 663 nucleotides long. RefSeq lists its product as uncharacterized. The transcript has a single exon. The record is from RefSeq and is a predicted model, not a curated record. The coding region runs from base 1 to 663 and encodes 220 amino acids. NCBI's taxonomy places the organism in Eukaryota, Metazoa, Mollusca, Bivalvia, Pectinida, Pectinidae.
AUGGACGAAGUCGUGGAGUCUGUUGAAAUUGAUUUUAAACCUUGGUCUCUGGCCUUGACCAGCACGAGAGAACUGUUGAUCACGUGCCAGGAUUCUUCACCAGUGAUACGCAGACUUUCCGAGGACAGACGUGUGUCCAGUUUUGCUGAUAUCAGUCCAUAUAAAGCCUGGAAUAUCGCAGUCAGUGAAAAUGGAGAAGUGCUCGUUGGUAUUAACAAACUUGCCUUCCAACUGGUUCUAAUACAUUGUAUGUCUGGAGACAUUAUCCGACACUUGUCGUUAGAGGUAGGCACCGGAUGUCGCAUUGCUUGUCUGGCAGAGAACAGUAUGGCAUUCACAACUGGUAGCCAUUUCAUCUGUAGAUCAUUGCUUUUCGUGAACAAAUCAAAUCAGGUCACAAAUGUCUGGAAUGGUGAAUUAGAAAAUGGUCAGAAGUUAUCAGAAGCGAGCAACGCUAGUAUAUCACGUGAUAAGCACGGCAGAAUAUUUGUACCAGACUAUUGUACGAACCAGAUAUAUGUUCUUACAGGGAGAGAUAAAAUCGCCAAGCCUCUCCUGGACAACAGUCAUGAAGUCACACAUCCAAUAUCUGUAUGUGCCAGCGAAUGUGGACAUAUUUGGAUUGGCUGCAUUGAUGGUACGAUACAUGUGAUUCAAAUAUAA